CUUCCUUCCCGCUGCCCUCUCGGUGCGGAAGUGUUGUCCUCAAGCAGCAGCAGAGCCAGAGCUGCCACUGUUUGGAUAAACACUACGCUAGUUCACUAGCUGGUUCCCCUGCGUCCGUGUCUCUCCUGUCGGGACUUGUCAGCGCUCAUCUUGACCGUGCAGCAUAGCAGUAUUAUGCGAGCACCGUCCGGUGUGUGGAAGCACCGUGUGAAGUGAGUUUCCUUGAAUCAUCUAUAUGGGCCAUCUUCUCUCGAAAAAUGGUUACCGCCUGAAGAAGAGGACACGCAAGUUGCAUCACAGGAAGAAGAAGAAGAGGAACUGUUUCCUGCAGCUGCCUUGCAUGCUUUGCUUCAUCGUCCACAGCAACAGCACCGGUCUUGACGACGACAGCGACCAUUUGGAGGCCGGCGUCAACGGCAGUGGGUGCUGUCACAACAGCAUCACCGGAAUCAGUGUUCCUGGUGUCGGUGGAGUUGGCAUUGGAGCAGCCGCUGCUUCAAAGCUCGCUGAGCGAUACGCAACACUCGCAUCUCCUGAGGACUGCUCCAAGUUCCUGUUGUCACCACGCGAGUUGGCUAUCUGGGAGGGCCAGGGGCGAAGCCUAUUAUCAGCUGUUCCUGCAAAACUGAUUCCACCACCGGCGCUCUUCCGAACUGCUGGGGUGUCUGUGACCGUGCCCAUACCUGUACCUGUGCCUGGCAGCACCAGCGACUAUACUGAGAUGGUGUGUAAGAGGAAGUGCUCAGAGGUGCAGAGGUGCACCCCCUGUAAGCAGCCACGCUGCGCCUUCGCUGCCCCUGACGGAGGGCUGGAGAACGGAGGAGUGGGAGGAGGUGGGGGAGAGGCCGCCUCGAACUCUGAAACCGGCCACUGCCACCUUCCCCUCUGUCCACUUCCCUCCUCCUCCGCUUCUUCUUCCUCUGCCUCCUCCUCUUCCUCCUCACCUGCAGAUGGCUGCUGUGGGUUGGGUCUUCAUGCGGAUUUGCCUCACAGUUCAGACUCGUCCCCCUGCUGCCUGAAUCAUUAUGACGACUGCCAGGCGAGAAGUUCUGACGCUGCUGAUCACUUAAGUAUCAACCACCUGCCUUCCUCCAUCCUUCUUAAGGUGCUCUCCCACCUGACAGUGAAGGAGCGCUGUCUGUGUGCCUCUCUGGUGUGUAAGUACUGGAGGGACCUCUGCUUGGACUUCCAGUUCUGGAAGCAAAUUGACCUCAGUGGCCUACAACAAGUAAACGAUGAUCUCCUGGUGAAAAUAGCCUCUCGGAGGCAGAAUGUGACAGAGAUCAACAUCUCGGAUUGCAGAGGGGUCCAUGACCAUGGUGUGUCCUCCCUGGCCUCACACUGUCCGGGCCUGCAGAAGUACACAGCAUACCGCUGCAAGCAGCUUGGUGACAUGUCCCUGUCAGCCUUGGCUACACACUGCCCUCUGCUGGUGAAAGUGCACGUGGGUAACCAGGAUAAACUAACAGAUGAAGCACUAAAAAAGCUGGGAGAGCACUGCAGUGAGCUGAAAGACAUCCACUUGGGUCAGUGCUACAGUAUCACAGAUGAAGGCAUGGUGGCCUUGGCUAGAGGAUGCCGUAAACUGCAGAGACUCUACUUGCAAGAGAACAAACUGGUCACUGAUCGGUCUGUGCGAGCAGUUGCGGAGCAUUGUCCUGAGCUACAGUUUGUUGGCUUCAUGGGAUGCCCUGUGACCUCUCAGGGAGUCAUCCAUCUUACUGCGCUACGAAACCUAAAUGUCCUGGACCUGCGGCACAUCUCAGAGCUCAACAAUGAGACUGUGAUGGAGGUGGUGAGGAAAUGUCGCAACCUCAGUUCCCUCAACCUUUGCCUCAACUGGAGCAUCAACGACAGGUGUGUGGAAAUCAUCGCCAAGGAGGGGAGAAGUCUGAAGGAGCUCUAUCUUGUGUCUUGUAAAAUCACAGACCACGCUCUGAUAGCCAUAGGCCAGUACAGCAGUACUAUAGAGACUGUGGAUGCAGGCUGGUGUAAGGACAUCACAGACCAGGGAGCCACACAGAUCGCUCAGAGCAGCAAAUCCCUCCGCUACCUGGGCCUCAUGAGAUGUGACAAGGUGAACGAGGAGACGGUGGAGCGACUGGUCGUCCAGUACCCUCACAUUGUUUUCAGCACGGUGAUGCAGGACUGCAAGAGAACCCUGGAGAGAGCUUAUCAAAUGGGCUGGAGCCCCAACACAUCAAACACUUCGUAGCUACUGCUGGAUCACACAGACACAGACACACGCACGUACAUAAACACAUAACUACACAGAGGCCCUUUUGUGUACAGACACAAAUACACAAUAUUUGCAGCUCAGUCAUGUUUGCUUCUCAUCCACUGUUCAAACAUGCAUGUGAACAUGUAGCUACACACUCACAGACAAAGGUCCAGUCCAUCAACUGUUUCAUUUGAAUUAAAUCUCCCAUUUUAAUAAUUUAAUAUGGGCCUCCUUGUAUUUUAUAAUUAAGUGAGACUUCAUGCACCCACAGAACUUUACCACUCACAGGUUAUAGUCAACAACAUGACUGAAUUGUCAUUAUCAUCAGCUGUAAGUGAGAUUAGAUGCAAAAAAUUAGGGUACUUUCUUUGACCAGAACCUUGAGUGACUAGUUUGUUUUGGUGCAAAGCAGUGUGCUUUGUGUUAUUUGAUAUCUACUUAAAGUGAGUGUUACUCAAUAGGUGAUAGGGUAUUAAGCGUCAUACAUUUUAAGUCCUGCACCUCACCUUGGAUGGAGUGAAGGUAAAGAUUCAUGAGGAAGGGUGCGGGCUGGUCUUGAACACAUGAAAAAGAUCCAAACUAUCGCAUAACUAAAUCAAGGUCGGACCAGAAGUAUUUUUAAUGAGAUUCGAUUCGAAAGGGUUUGUUGCCCCAACUGGAACCGAUGUUCUUGAGCACUGCGCCCCAUGUCAGGCCUCUGCAGUGUUUACUUUCUUCAAACUGAACUCAAUUGCUGCAGCGAGAUCGCACAAGACAGAGCAGAGGUUUGGAGAUCAGGAGAUGACAUCCCACUUCAGUCCGGAAGACAACUGAACUGCCAGGGCUUCAGAGCUCUCUUGAGACAUUUCGAGAAUUCUGUGAUGUUUAUUUUGUCAAAUUAGAAGAUUCUUCCUUUCUUGGAUGUUUAGUACAGUGUUACAGGCGUUUGUGGACUCAUACAUAUUGAGAUUGUUGACAAGGCUCCAUUUGAAGGACAGAGCUCUUUACUGUGACUUAUUAUGCACAUCAUCAUGGUACAGAUUAAGGCCAUAAUCAGUCAAACCUAUGACAAAUGCAUUGCAGGAAAAACAGCAUUGAUUACUUCUCAAAAACUGCAUGUUUACAUUGAGAUGCUCACCUUAUUUUUUCAGCUAAAAAGAUAUAGUCUACAGAUGAUCUGACGUUGAUAUUCACCUCUGUAUGACUGGGGAACAAUGCUGCUUUUGAUGUCAUGUAUAGAUUCAGGGUUGACUGAGCAUCACCUUGAUUCAGUAAAGAAUGAAAUCAAACAGUGCUUGAAAUAGAAGUUGCCUUUACAUAAAAACCCUGGGUCAUGUUAUCAGAAUAUAUUAACCACAACCACCAUGAUGACAGGUAAGAGGAAACGUUGCCUUAAGUGGUUAGUAGGUAAUUGCCAUCCAAUUAGCAACCUGAAAUCGACCCAGAAUUUACUAAAUAAAUGUUUAUCUGCUCUGAGUUUAUCUGAUACCAUAUUCCCAUUAUUUGAACUGAUAUAUAUAUAUAUAUACGUAUAAAUAAAAUACUGUGUGGGAUUUACUUAGCCUAAUAUGGUUUUGAGCAUAUACUUGUAACAUUAUCUAUGUAGCAAUGCAAUGAGGGAUUUAUCUUUCUUAGUGGUGUAGGAUGUAAUGAAAAAACUUGGGCCUGGGCCUGGGCCUAUAACUGAGGCCAGUAGAAGUUGGUAGGUAAGAGUUUAUCAUUUUCAUUUAUUCUAUAGAAACUCAGUAGUGUACAAUUAAAAAUGCAAAUAACCAGGGUAUUUUUCUAUGGUGUGAACCAGCUCUGGGGUCAGCCUCCACACACUGUCACUCAGAAAUGAACAAUAGCUCACUGAGCUUAGGGUUCAAGUAGAACUGUAAACUUUCUACAGUAUACAGAGAUUUCAGACAAUUAAAAACAUGUUCAUUCUACCCUUGUCAGGAUUUGUAGACUUUAAUCGAUGGAGAGUUUCUCCCUCCACCUGUUUUUGUUCUGUUUCUGUUCUUUUGUAAUCCCCAUACGCACUUUCUCCUCUGCUAGAUGUUGACACACUUGAUUCCUGAUUUGUUAAGGCAACCGUAAAUGACUGGAUUUACAUAAAGAUGAAUAAAACACUACUACUUCAA
This is a messenger RNA of Dicentrarchus labrax (European seabass), 4326 nucleotides long. It is a transcript of the gene fbxl17, whose product is annotated as F-box and leucine-rich repeat protein 17. Gene Ontology annotation, molecular function: protein binding. The coding region runs from base 236 to 2215 and encodes 659 amino acids. The record is from RefSeq and is a predicted model, not a curated record. The transcript has 11 exons. Gene Ontology annotation, biological process: SCF-dependent proteasomal ubiquitin-dependent protein catabolic process. NCBI's taxonomy places the organism in Eukaryota, Metazoa, Chordata, Actinopteri, Moronidae. Gene Ontology annotation, cellular component: SCF ubiquitin ligase complex.